GGAAUACUCCGGACAAUGAUGUAGCUACUAUUCCGGGUAGUAGCCAGACUGCGGUUAGAAAAGAGAUGUUUCGUCCUCGCACGGCGGCGCGAUCCUCCUCAUACACCAAAUGUGACAGUCAUCCACGAGUCAUAUGGCUGCCAGGAGCCGAUUACACCCUGAGACCAGGAAUCAUGAAAAGAAAGAUGGCUUUGUGCCUGCGCGUCCUCAUACCCAGUCAGCCUUGGGCUCAUGGAAAUCCUUUCGCCGGCGACGUGUAAUCCUGGCGAUUGUCGCAGUAGGAGUGCUGUAUCUGUUCUUCAAGAACAUACCCACAGAUGUCCCUCCAGUCAACCAGCGAUACGAUAGUCGGUUCGGGCGACUGCACCCAGGUCUGCAGCACCAGUCCGCUUGGGAGAGUCAAGAACAAAUCAAGGAUGGGAAAGACCACAACUAUGAGGGCCCUAUAGCAUUUUUACACCUGGCGAAAACUCUACGUGGAACGGCGACUACGCGCGACUCGAAGGGUAGUGUUCUCUUUGCCAUAUCGCGACUGGAAAGCAUACCACGAAUUCUGCCAAUUGCUUGUUCCAUGGCACAGUACAAUCGGACUCGUGUCCAUGUUGCCUUCAUGGGCCGCCAAACGGCGAAUUGGGCAGACAUAAAGACAUUGAAUGGCAUCUCAGACGACGCGUGCGAUGUCUUCCUGCAUGAUGCACGCCCGGAUUUCCCAGCCCUCUCCUCUGCGACACGGAUGGAUGUCAGUGCUCGGGCGAGUCUUGGACAUAUUCAUACGGUUGCGCAUCUGCAAGCCGUGCUAGUGGGUGACGAUAAUCAGGAAGAUGUAUAUUUUGUAAGAGCCUUGAAGGAGAAGACGGCCUCAAUGGGUCUGUCUCUUAUCACUUUACCUGCUGCUGGCCUCGGAAGUCUUUCUUGGAUCUCGUCGUUGGAUGGUGCAGCAUUGAACCAUUUCAGUAAGAUCCACGUGGACAUUGUGAUCCAGGCACGACCCGAAUCUUCAGCGUCGCUCAUCCGGCUUCUCCGCUCAAUGAAAGAGGCCGACUAUUCUGGAUGGUCUCCUCCCAGACUGACCAUUGAGCUACCAGCCAGUGUCGAUCCAUUUCUUACGGAUUAUCUUGCGCGCUUCAAGUGGCCGGUUGACGCCAGCAGCAGUGAGAGCAGACUGGUGAUAAGACACAGGACGGAUGCGAGUCUCCUUUCGCCGCCGCAAGCGUCCUUACGAACCGUUGAAUCAUUCUACCCUCUGGUGCCUGGAGACUCUCAUGUACUGCUUCUCUCACCUGAGGCCGAGUUAUCCACCGGGUAUUUCCAUUUAUUGAUGUAUACCCUGCUGGAAUAUAAGUAUGCUGCCAGGCGGACGGACCUUGUGAAUCAUCUGCUUGGUAUUUCACUUGAUCUACCACCUUAUGCACCUGAUCUCCAAACCGAAGCGCCAUGGACAUCCAGCCGCCUCCAGGAACCACUUAUCCUCUGGCAGGUACCAAACUCCAACGCCGCUCUGUACUUUGGUGACCGUUGGAUGGAAUUGCAUACCUUUUUAUCUCGUCGCCUUUCGGUCGAUCCUGAGCUGUCAAAGAGGAGUACCGCAACUCCAAGCAUAGCCCAUGAGUUUCCGGCAUGGCUCAAGCCGAUGCUUGAAAUGAUGCAAGCGCGAGAUUAUUGGAUGAUGUACCCGAACUUUGUAGCUACACAAGGUUCCUCGGCAGUCACCAUGCACCACGAAUUACCUGAAUCUCCAGAGGAGUACCUGGUGGAUGAUCAGAAAAAGGAGCAGCCCUCGAGCUUUGAUGAGGUUCAUUUGACCGAGGAUCAGACCCUCACAGCAAACGACGAGAUUGAGCGGUUAAUGCGAAAAGAGCAUCGAACGUAUAGCACUUCGCUUGUGACCCCGCUUCUCGAGCUGAUGCCUUUGGAAUUGCGGCAAAGCACUCUUGGAGACGCUGUACCGCUGAUAUCAUACAAAGGGGAGAAAAUCAGCUGGGAGGACUCUGGCAGCUUGUCGUGGCAAUUUGCUAAAGAUUUUGCAGAGACUGUCGGAGGCUGCGCCAGCUACGAUCCGAUGAAGGUGGGAAGCGGUAACGUCGAGUCACUGUUCUGCCUGGCAGCAGGCUAGAAACGGCUAAGGGGGUGAGAAGAAGCCGCUACUUCUGUAAAAUGAGCAGAUAUUGUACUCUAGCUUAUGAUUGUUGUCCAGGCCAGGAGAACUACAGUACCAAAGAGGCCACACCAGACUUUGAUUUGAAACAUUGGAAUCAAAUGUGGCAUCGAUCGUAUCAUUUGGACGAGGUAAGAUAUGCAGAGGAUCGGCGUGUGAUGGCGUCCAUCGUGCCGCGUGCUUGCGUGCGUGAAUCUAGCCUGGGCCGCUCUGUUUAGUGCCUAGUGAGCCAUAAAAGCGUCAACUGGCACUGGCACGACUGGCUAGGGAUGAUGGGCGCGGAUGGGACAGGAACUGCCCAGGGAAGCGGGAUGGGAUGGGCGGCGAUCUCAAGUGAAUCGAAGAUCAGUGGUCUGUAGGAGUGAGGAUCAUCCGGGUGAAAAUACUUAGCAGGGAUGAGGCCCAAGACGAGAGGCCUAGGCUGACCAGAUGCUUGGAUGAGGAGG
Exophiala xenobiotica is the source of this 2601-nucleotide messenger RNA. RefSeq lists its product as uncharacterized. Bases 134 to 2113 code for a protein of 659 amino acids. The record is from RefSeq and is a predicted model, not a curated record. The transcript has a single exon. NCBI's taxonomy places the organism in Eukaryota, Fungi, Ascomycota, Eurotiomycetes, Chaetothyriales, Herpotrichiellaceae.